Pleurotus ostreatus (oyster mushroom) is the source of this 1452-nucleotide messenger RNA. RefSeq lists its product as uncharacterized. Lineage: Eukaryota; Fungi; Basidiomycota; Agaricomycetes; Agaricales; Pleurotaceae. Gene Ontology annotation, biological process: vacuole fusion, non-autophagic; plasma membrane organization. Gene Ontology annotation, molecular function: phospholipid binding. Gene Ontology annotation, cellular component: fungal-type vacuole membrane. The record is from RefSeq and is a predicted model, not a curated record. Bases 1 to 1452 code for a protein of 483 amino acids. The transcript is spliced from 8 exons.
AUGGCACCCGGGAGACCCCGCCUACCGUCCCUACGCUCCCUCACUGGUCGGCGUCGCAGCACCACCACUUCGCCAGGCCCGCCUUCGCCGACAUUCUCUGAUACCACACAUGUCUCGGCCAUGAACUUUGGGAAUGACGGCCCAGAGAAGAUUAUCACACGAGCGAACUUGAAAGCGAGUUUGCAGGCAUACCAGGAUCUUGUGGAUACAUGCGCGAAUUACCGGGCUGCGUUGGUGGCCAUGUCUCGCGCUACCGCAGCGUUUGCAGACGCGAUGUCCGUAUGUUCUGGUCUCAAGGGCCCCUCAUACGAAGCUGGCACCCGAAUGCAGGCGGCGUCAGGUCUUCAUCAUUUAAUAGGAAAUCAAUGGCAUGUACUUGCCGAAAAUCUGGACAAAAAGUUUGAGAAACCUAUGCAGCAACACCUAGAUAACUAUCGAACAAUAGUCAAUGAGCGCUCUGCUUCGUACGAGAGCGCGCUUCGAGAGAAGAGUCGAGUCAUCCGGGAGACGGAAAUGAAGAAUAUGAACCGUAAAGAACGAAAUCUUCAAAGCUUCCGUGAGGCACUUGCUAUACUGCAACGGCAGGUCGACGAUCUCGAUGACCUGAAGAAGGCCCACUACCAAGAUAUCAUGGACCACGAGGAGGAAGUGUGGGACGUCGUGCAAAGCAAGGUCUGCUUGGUCGUGCGGUCGACUAUGGACGUCUUCGAUAGAUUCACAGCUAAAGCUUCUGACCCCAUUAUUGAGCCGAUGCUCAAUGUAGUGCCCGACCCAUUUGAUUCGUAUGGCCCGCCGCAAGCGGAGGAUCAAAUCUUCAGCAUCUUACCUCCACUUUCCAUUCUAUCAAACCAACCCUCGGCAUCCCCCAGCCCGAUGUCCCAAACACCAGAACCAGAGGCCUUUAGGGGACUGCCAGUCUCGACCACCCCUCCUGCAUGGAGCAACACCAACGCCGUCUCGUUCCCAUCCAUCGAAUCCCCAAGCCCCUCGUCCUCAGAAUGGUCUGAUGUCUCCCCACCUAAAUCGAUCUCACCCAGAAACACCCCUCCCCGAUCGGCCUCUCCACCGUAUUCCCAGCGCAGACAAUCCGUGCCACCUGUCUUUGGGCAUUUCUCGCGCAAGAGCGACUCCAAGUUGCGAUCAAUGCUAUCGGUUAUAGAUGAAAGUCAGCCACGCCCCCAUGAAUCCAGAGAUAUUGAAGAACACACGCAUUCUCGAUCAUCUUCCACCCCAACCAUUAAUGGCACUGUGGGUCAGGAACCUGAGACCAGCUGGACCAAUUUCACGUAUGGGCAAUCCCCAUAUGCUACUGUCAAUAGCGAUAAUGAUGGGGAAUUGACACCACGGCACUCUGCUAUGUUUAGUACUGAAUCUCCUCCGCCGUUAUCAGAGGAACAGCUCUUACCCUCCAAGCCACCUGACCAUGUGGCCCAUACCCCUUUGCCCUCUUAG